Molecule: messenger RNA, 7991 nt
Organism: Anopheles stephensi (Asian malaria mosquito)
Lineage: Eukaryota; Metazoa; Arthropoda; Insecta; Diptera; Culicidae
Gene: GATAd
Product: probable serine/threonine-protein kinase DDB_G0282963
Exons: 10
Coding region: 1332-4190 (952 amino acids)
Biological process (GO): negative regulation of transcription by RNA polymerase II; positive regulation of transcription by RNA polymerase II; cell fate commitment
Cellular component (GO): nucleus
Molecular function (GO): zinc ion binding; RNA polymerase II cis-regulatory region sequence-specific DNA binding; DNA-binding transcription factor activity, RNA polymerase II-specific
Source: RefSeq, a predicted model, not a curated record
UUUGAGGAUAGAAUAGUGUGUUGGAUCGUUGAGUUCGCCAGUAACGUGUUAAUGUGGCCGUGAGAAAAUUGCCGUUUCGCAGACAAUUGGAUACAGUUUAAAAUUACACCUUCACCGUGCCGGAUAAGAAAAGGUGAGAAGGGUGUCCAUAAUAUGUGAAUCAAAACCUCCCCUCCCGGGCCGAACGGUUUUUCUUUCGAUGCCGGUUGUGUUCCUCCGCCAAGACCUUGAAACACCGCCCGGGUGCGUAAUCGUCUGGUCUAUAAUGUGCGUGCGUGUGUGUGUGUGUCAGUGUGUUGAAAAGGUUUUGCUACGAAAGGGAAAGGCAAUGGCAGGCUGAAGAAAUACGCCGAGAGGACGACUUCCGUUUCAACAACACCACUGGACGGGGCUGGCAGUCGGAUGACGAAUUGAGAAAAAAACAAUUUCGCCCUGCUUCCGGUACUAAUUCGAAGAAGUGGACUUCCUUUUCGAGUAGAAGCUGUCGAUCUUGAAACAAAACGGUUACGAUCAACGAGAAACUAAAUGGUGGUAGCUCAAUCAACAAAUUGUGCUAUAAAAAUUUGAAAAACACCAGAAACCCCAGAGAAAACGCCCGGAACGCCUUCUUGCUGUGCUGAAUCCACUUCAUCUGAUUGACUGGCAAAGAAAAUUAUAUACUAGAAAUUCAACCACACACACAUCUCACUCAAUCCACUCGAAUUCUCAGAAACGAACAACCCCCCACACACAUACGUUCUGCAGAUGCAGAUGCGGUGCAAAACAAAGUGAAAGCGGUUACACAAGGAGCAAGUGAUCUUAUCAGAGUGUGUGUGCGAAUGUCCUUUUUCUGUUCGUGUUGUGUGUCCAAGCAGCUGUAUGUGUGUGUGUGUACGUGUUUGUGUGUGCUCUCAUUUCCGUUUUGUAAAGCUGUCCCAAUAUCUACAGUGUGGUGCGCGUGAUCGUGUUUUUUGUUUUGUUAAGUUCGGUUGAUAAAGCCCAAGUGCAAGUCUAAAUGCGUGAAAGCGAUACAAAAUCGAGAGCAAGGUGCUAGUGAAAACAAAAGGGGCCGAUCGAAAAGUGUGAUCACUGAAAUAAUCCUCCCGGAUAGUGUGAUCCCCGCAUGUGUCCGCCGGCUCAAUGGUUAGCGCCCGCAGCCGGUACCGUAAACGGCUUCACAAGCACCAGCACAGCAAGCAGUAGCAGGAGGGCCCGCGAAUAGUAGUGUGUGUCGAAGCGAAAGCAAUAGGAGAAGAAGCAAACGAGUUGUGCAGGCAAUUGCGGCAAAGGAGAAAUUAAUCGUAUCACAGCUCAAAGGCCGCUCCGCGCAUCAGCAUCCCGCCUUCACCAGCAUGUCGAACCUACCGGCAAAGUUUUACACCCUGUGCCGACUGUGCCUGACCACGGUUCGGGACUGCGAUCUUCCCGAGGCGACAGUCAAUUUUCGCCACUCGCCAAAUGUCCAGCAGGAGAUACCACAGCAACAGGAGCAGAUCACCGAGCAUGAUCAUGAGCUGAUGGAACAACAGCAGCUCCCGAUCGUGGAGUGUAACGUGGAAAUUGUCUGCACAGAGGAUGAGCCGGUUGGUGGUGGUCGCGUACAGACAGAUGCCAUCGUUGACUUGGAAGCGGACGGUGGCGGUGGCGAUGAUGGAGAUGGUGGUGGUGGUGGUGGAGGUUGUGGCGAUAGUAAUGGCGCUGAUGUAUCGCAAAAGGAUGAGCGAAGAAAGGACGGUGAAGCAAGUGGCCUUCCGGUCGUGGUCGUAACAGCGAAUGGAGGCGCUGUUGGUGGGAAUCACAUCAGCAACAGCAGCAGCAGCAAUGGAAAUGGUGAAGAAGAUGAAGACUACGAAGAUGACGACGUAUUCAGUGCCGGCAACAUGUAUCCAGAUCUUCCGAAGCGGAUAUGGACGUGUCUUUCAAUUAAGAUCGCACCAGAGGAUGGUUUGCCAACGGUUGUGUGUAGUUCCUGUCGUGAUCAACUCGAAUCCUGUCAUCGGUUCCGCCGGGUGGCCCACAGGACGCAGAAAUCGCUGCAGAACUACCUCAGCUACACAGCAGCGCUCGAAGGAAGUGAUGAGGAAAUACUCACCGAAUCUACCGAGCAGUUGGAAAAUUUGAUUGCUUCGUCGCCCGCGACGCUUGCGCUGAAGGCGUCGGCCGAGCAGGACGCGAUCGCUGCCCUGCAAGCCCUGCGCAACAAUAACAAUCAUACAAAAUCAGUUACCUCAGUACUUAGUAAAACGCAUCUACAAAACCUGGAAGCAAAUGCCGUAUCUGUGAUCCCCAUCGAGAGUAUGAAACUUACUUCCACCGGCGUACUACACCAGCCGACCACGACGACCACGACGACCAUCAUCCAUCAGCAGCCGGAGGAGCAGCAACCGCAUCAACUAUUUCAGCAACAUCAGCAGCAAAACAACCUACCAAAGCAGCCGCUUAUUCAGGUGCGCAACCUGACGCAGCUGCAGAAGGAGCAUCUCGAGACGGCUGCGGUGUUGAUGGACAUCAGCAAGAAGGCCAUCAUCUCACCGCCAAGCUCGAACCCCCAAUCGCCUAGCCUGCUCGCGGAGCAGAAACAGCAGCAGCAGCAGCAAUCGCUACAGUAUCAAAUUAACAUUAACAAUCAGCAUACACAGCAACCGCAAAGUAUUAAAUCUUCUGUGAUAAAGCAGCCACACGAAUACCUUUUGAACAAUCUAAAGCGUACCCCUAGCAGCGAAGAAAUGGAUCUUACGAUGAAACGGAUGAAGGUGGAACAGAACGUGGUCCUGACGCCCACGGUUCCGGCCACCACGCUGGUGAAGAAAAACUUCAUCAAGCGGGAAAACAUCAUCGAGCAUCUAGCAGCGGCGGUGGCCGACGAUCAGGCGAGCCAACACAGUGACAGUGUGGACAGCAGUGACUCUGGCCGGUUGCAGAUGGACAUAUCCUCGCAGGAUGCACACUCCGAGUGUACCGCGGACGAGCUCAAGUUGCGCAACAGUCUUCACCUCAACAACAACAACAAUCACCUGCAUCAGCACCAGCAGCAGUUGGAUCAGCUUGGACGCGAAACGCCGGACAGUAUGAACUCGAUCGAGGAGCAACAGCACCACCAGGCGGCAGCUGCUGCGGCACUGGCUUCGGCAGUUCACCAGAUACCCUUCGGAAGCUUACCGGACGCGACCGAUCCGACGAUGGCACAAAUAUGGCAGACAUUGGCUCAAAACAAUCUCAUCGUGAACGGAGCCGGUAACGAAGCAACAGCGUUCCUAAGGAAGAUGAUCAACGCACGAAAUCUCGGUAUCCAGUUUCCGUCCGUUGUACCAGUUGGUACUGGGUUGGCACUGCUUAAGCAAAACGAAAUCAGCCGACACAAUCAAACGGGGCAGAGCGGCCGCCGGAAACAGUCCUGCCCAAGUCGAACACCUGUGGAAGGUAACUCUCCCAACUCGUCGCUCGACAACAAUGGCAUCAGUGGCGGUGGACCCGCGUUGAAACACUCCACCGGCAAGAGCGCAACCUCCGGCAACCUGUUGUUCCGGGUGGCGGAGCACUCUAGCUCCGCGAAAUCUGCGCCCCAAAGUGGUGGAGCAGCUCGGUCCGAAACGAACAGUAACGCAUCCGGCAACAGCAGUCCACAGCUAAUACUUCCCAAGCCCCUAACUCAAGCACAAACUCAGCAGCAGCAGCAGCAACAGCAGCAGCAAACACAAAACUCUCAGCAGAAGGACAUGUCCUGUACGAACUGCGGUACGACGACUACGACCAUCUGGCGGCGGAACGUUCGCGGUGAGAUGGUGUGUAACGCGUGCGGACUCUACUUCAAGCUGCACGGCGUUAACCGACCACACACGAUGCGCCGUGAUACGAUCCACACGCGACGACGGCGUCCUAAGGGUGAUAAAAGCACUCGAAGGAAAUCUGUCAAGCAGGAUAAUGGAGACAUCGUGGACAAUGGCGUGGAAACAGCUGUCGAUCUACAAACCCUGCAAAACCAUCUAAAAGCACUGCAAGAAGCUGCCCGGAGUACACCAACCAACUUAACCAUGCCAACUGCCUUCCAACAUUAUCUGCGUGCGACGCAAAACUUUGAUGCGAACGGUAGCGGCGAGCUGCUGGUGGGCGACGGUGGCGACGACAGUGGGCCCGAGAACGAUCUGGACUCGUGCAACCUGCCGCUCAAUCUGGUGGCGACCCAGCUCGGCAGCGAUUCCUCGCAACACUGACGGAAGCUUCCGACGGGGCAGUUGCAGCGCCCGGUAGCAACAGGCGACCAAAAUUCUAAACCCUCGCCACGGCGGCCUCUGAACGGGGCCACCAGGAAGGGAACCCGCUCGGCAAAGGCAGCAGCAACACCGGCGGCGGUACUAUCCUGUGAGAAGAAAGGAGUGAUGUAGAAGGAAGAUUUGAGUUUGGAUUGGUGACUAGAGCCAACGCAACCUAUAACUACUAAUAUUAUCAGCUAGAAAUUGCAGCACUGCGCUCAUACCUUACUAGAGCUGCUCUACCGGCAACUACAACCAUUACUUAGCUGCUACGUUAGCGCGCCCACAGACCAUGGCAAAUACCCCACAAAAAUACUCGUUUACUGAGGAGAGUGUGCCCGGACGGAGGCAGAGGCGCUGUGUGAAAAAUUGGAAAUUAAACUUUAUGCAAACAAGACGUAACAGACGAGCGAUGAAUCCGCGAACAAAUUCGAACGGCAACUGAAAUACUCCACUAGUGACGUCCGUUUUAUGAUUAUAUAUGGUGAGGGAGAUAGAGAGAGAGAGAGAGAAAGAGGUGCCUGGAGGGUGGAACAGCACAGGAAGAAAAUGGGAAAUUGGGAAGAAAUGAAGGACAGUGGGCGAGAGAAUUGAUCGUUGAUUGAUAAUUAUUAUACUAGAGGACAGUAUUUAUUACCUUUUAACGAAAACAAAUCCUAGACCAGGACAAUAUUAUUGAUACAAUUUAAGAGUAUGGCAACGGAAACGGAGAAGCAGCUGCCGCCACGGCUCUACACGCGAACAAGCACGCAAUUACACGCGGAGAAAACAAAGAGACUAACCUAACAAGCAACAAACGCACGCGCUCACCUGGGGCACCUUUCAGCGAGUAGCGUGAAGGCGCAGCUGGAGUCGUCCCUGUACUCAAACACGCGGCAAGAAACAUAAGCAAUAAUGAUUUAAGGCGUGCUACGUUCUGCUACUACGGCAACCUACCAAGGGCGGAGCGCAUGGUAUAGAAGCGUAAGGUACUAGCGUUUUUAAGUGUCAGUUUUUACAUACUCCGCGACGAGUAGCGUACGAGUUAAGGAGUGUGAAUGCCGACUACCCCACAGAAUCCUACUUGCAUGGUAGAUAUACUUACAUUUAGAUAUUACUUUCAUUUUAACGUCAUUUUAAUCAUACUUGAGCUUUAGAUUUUAAGUGCAAGGGAUUGUUCCGAUUCCGAACAAACAAGAGCCAGCAAACCCAUAACCGAGAGAGGGAUAGAGAGAGAGAGAGGGAGUUAAUAUUACUGUUUGUGAUUGGAAAUUAAUUUAACAGAUUGUUUUUAACCCGUAUGUUCCGUUUUGUGUGCAGUUUAUUUUCUUUUCUUCAAAUUUUUGUUUGAGUUGCAGGCGAAGACCCAGCUCAGCUUUUUACAUGUCAAUUUUUGCUACUUAUCACCGCGCUUCAUCUUGCGCGGUUUAAACAUAAUUUGCUUUAAUGCUCGCUUACGGGGGGGAUAAAAGGGAGCAAGCAAAACAAACGAAAAACCAAUUGUGAUACGAUACGAUGUGUUGUGCGUUGGAGGGAACGAUAGAAAGGAAAAAGCACUUCUUUAACACACAACAACACAAAAAACACACACUCAUCAUACAAACACACAAACACACGAGUGCACCGCGUGAAAACUCCGGUGUGAUAAAGAAAAUCAAAAUUAAAUAGGAACAUUUGUGAACUCAACCAAGAUGGUCAAUAAGUAUCGGGCCGAACUAGCGGACGCGUAAAUUACGCACCAACAAAAUGGCAUUAAAAAGGCAAAGUAAUUAGUAGCACGAUAAUCAUAGAAAGGAAUCUCUCCAAUUAGUAAAACACGGCGCGUAGUUGGCGAACAGUUGAAGUCCGGCUCUCGAGCAGUCGAAAAUCGCUUUACGAAACAGAAUCUCUUUUCAUGAACCGCUUAUUUUUUACUGUGCGCGAUCGAGUCCCCGAUCGAUUUCCGUUUCUGUACGCUUGCUUCUGCUGCUUAACGAAACACGUAGAAACAAGCUGCUAAUGUAGCAUCAACACUGGACUUAAUUAGAUUUCUAACUCUUGUAGGUUUAGUGCACCCUGCAGUUGGGUGACCUGUUCCGAGCAGCAGGCCAUCACGUAACUUAUCGAUUUUAUUUUAUCACACGGUCCCGCAAGGACUCUUGGUGUUGUUUUUAGACCGGCCCAGGAAACAGGAAAACAGUAUUUAGUAAUGUAAGGGGGACACAUUGUGACACGAAAUGAAACAGUAUCCAUGACGCCAGCAACCUAAACCAAACCCGGAACGGUAACAGCCAUUAGAUAAAUGAUCCGUCCGUCCGAUCCACUUAUCCAGAGCAGCUCGAAAGUCCGAACCAUUCAAGAGAUAGUUCUAAAAUUUCACUCACACGCGCGCAGGCUCACUACACAGACCCAUGUCAGAAAAUGCGUCGAGGAAGUCUAGUCGAACGGCAGAUCUUAUUUUUGGGGUAGUGAUAAAUGGCAUUAACGAUCAAACCAAGCUCCCAAACCUCGUAUCCCUCAAGCCAAGAGUUCUUCGGGCACCCUGAAAACCCAUCAAUCCGAUCCGUCAUUGUGACACGCUUUGUGUGUACUUACUUUUCCGCGUCUCAGUUCAGCGCCAUUUGCCCCUUGUCCCUUACCGAUGGUUACCACUAUUUAAGUUUUCGCUCUCCUCCCCAAUUUCAUUUCGCAUUAGUUUCACAAUUUAGUCUUAUUUACGUCAUGACAAGCUUUUUUUGAAAUGCAAGUAAAGCCCUUUAUGGUACCGCGCGGAAAUUAAUCUCCAAGGAUAAAUAGAAACGAACCCCGUAAUAUACCCGUAAGCUUUAAAGAAGCGUGAUGCCAUGGGUGUGAUGGCAGGACAGGAGAAACAGCACAUCGGUAGUAGUAGCAGUAGCUCCACGAUUACCACUCUCAACACACUCACAAUGCGAAACAAAACGGCCAGUUACUGUGUUACGGAACGCAAUCCAAAAGCAGCUUAGAGCAGACCUUAGAACGAAGAUGAAGUUGAAGGGCGCGAUCUCCAAUUCCAACUCUCUCCCCCUUCGCUAGUACAGGACGCGGUUGUGUUGCGAAAAUCGAAUGGAAACGAUGAAUGGCGCCAAAUGAAGCGGACGAAACGGAUGCGAAUGACCAGUUGUUUACCAGUUUUUUUUUUAAAUACGAUACACGGUACGUGAAUGGUAUCUACUUUCCUAUUGCAUAGUUAGCUGUUAAGUUAUAAUUCGAUUGGAAUCCAUAAGCACACAGACAGAGAGAGAGAGAGAGAGAGAUGAGAUGAGCGAAGGAAAACGAUUGUGUCAGUAGUGUUAAGAAAUAGUGCAUGUAGGAGGAGGAGGACUUUUCCCGUUCGCACAAUCGCACCAAUAAGUGUCGCUUUACAUAAUGUUUUGUUGUUUCCUUUUUGUUUCUGAACUUAAAACUUGACAUCCUGUACAUUGGUCGUCCAUUUUCCUCACCACAAACUUGUUUGGUUUCUACUUUCCUGUUAACCUUAUUGUGGCGAUUUGUAUUGAAAUUGUACCAAAAAAGGAUUUUCUAUACUGGGCGAUAGAUCGAUCGAUAGACAAAACUGUCAAGAAACUCCAGUUGAAAUUGUAUUCUGUGAGAUUUGAUGAAGUAGUUGGUAUUAGUGAGUCACAUCCUGAUUAACGGCGUCCAACUUUGUACAUUUUUUGACUAACCAACAAUGUUGUCUGUUAGUUGUAAAUUUUGAACUCCAGGAUCAGAGCAAGUAGCACAUAGUGCAAAACACGCAGUCAAUAUUUGAGGCGUAGGCGUGCUUGAGGAAAUCACUUAAGC